CCCAUUGAAACUCCCUUACCAACAGCAAAAUCAGCCACUUGACUUCUCUGUUGUCCAAUAACAUUCUCUUUCCAAUUCAUAAAUUAAGCAUGAGCCUCAGAGGUUUGAACAUAAGUCAAGGACACAAUGGAAAAACUUUAAAAGAUAUGAUUCUUUGAAUCUGACUUUUCUCUCCAAAAGCAGAGCAAAGACACUGCGAUAUUUAGCAUAGCAAAGGGCUUAACUUUUAAACAAGAUUUUCAAGAAUUAAUGCCAGUAGUCUUCUGUUAUGCACUAUAUCUAAUAGCAUCAAAUUUGUAGUUGGAGUUUUGGGAUCAAAGGAACUAGGUAUAUCAAAUGCUUCAGAGUUAAAAUAAUCAUCUCAAUGACAGAAACAACAAAGACUAACUGAAAUCUGAAAAACGUGAACAAUGCAACAAACUGCAAAAACUACAACCGCAUGGGAAGUUUCUGCACUGCAUUCUAGGUGUUUAGGAAGACAACAAAAUAAAUAUCCCAGUGCUUUCACAUGACAUGGUUUAAAACCAAAGAGAAUAAAGAGGAUGAUUGAAUGGAGAUGGAAAACUGCACCAGGGUAAAAGAAUUUAUUUUCCUUGGCCUGACCCAGAAUCGGGAAGUGAGCUUAGUCUUAUUUCUUUUCCUACUCUUGGUGUAUGUGACAACUUUGCUGGGAAACCUCCUCAUCAUGGUCACUGUUACCUGUGAAUCUCGCCUUCACACGCCCAUGUAUUUUUUGCUCCAUAAUUUAUCUAUUGCCGAUAUCUGCUUCUCUUCCAUCACAGUGCCCAAGGUUCUGGUGGACCUUCUGUCUGAAAGAAAGACCAUCUCCUUCAAUCAUUGCUUCACUCAGAUGUUUCUAUUCCACCUUAUUGGAGGGGUGGAUGUAUUUUCUCUUUCGGUGAUGGCAUUGGAUCGAUAUGUGGCCAUCUCCAAGCCCCUGCACUAUGCGACUAUCAUGAGUAGAGACCAUUGCAUUGGGCUCACAGUGGCUGCCUGGUUGGGGGGCUUUGUCCACUCCAUCGUGCAGAUUUCCCUGUUGCUCCCACUCCCUUUCUGCGGACCCAAUGUUCUUGACACUUUCUACUGUGAUGUCCACCGGGUCCUCAAACUGGCCCAUACAGACAUUUUCAUACUUGAACUACUAAUGAUUUCCAACAAUGGACUGCUCACCACACUGUGGUUUUUCCUGCUCCUGGUGUCCUACAUAGUCAUAUUAUCAUUACCCAAGUCUCAGGCAGGAGAGGGCAGGAGGAAAGCCAUCUCCACCUGCACCUCCCACAUCACUGUGGUGACCCUGCAUUUCGUGCCCUGCAUCUAUGUCUAUGCCCGGCCCUUCACUGCCCUCCCCAUGGAUAAGGCCAUCUCUGUCACCUUCACUGUCAUCUCCCCUCUGCUCAACCCCUUGAUCUACACUCUGAGGAACCAUGAGAUGAAGUCAGCCAUGAGGAGACUGAAGAGAAGACUUGUGCCUUCUGAUAGAAAAUAGAAAAAAAAAUCCUCAGCUCUUCAUCACCAAAGAUAUCUUAUAUUUAUUAUUUUUCCCAUGAAGUCAUAUUCAUAUAUUCAAAUAUAUUGUCAAACCAACUACACUUAGUAAUAAUUAAUUUUUCUAUUUAUGUUAGUAAGUAACUGAUAAGCUUCUGGUCAGGGAGAGAUUCACACCUUCUAAUUGAAAAUAAACCAGAGCUCCCUCCUCUUUACCACCAAGAUUUUGUUUCAUGAUUUUUCUUCCAUGGACUCCAAGUUCUGAAAGUGUUGCCUGCUGAAUUGAAUAUAUUUAUUUAGUGAUUGCUAAGUAUUUGUUUUAUUUUCAUAAGUAAUACAUAAAAUUAUAUAUAUACCUAGCAAAUGCAUAUUAUAUAUAGUAAAUCUUCUUAUCUGCAUUUAGUUGACAUAAAUAUUAAUAAUUUAAACAGAGCCUUUGUGAUUCAGAAAAGAGAGGGAAAAUUGUUAGCAAAUGUGUAUAUGAUUUUGCAGUCCAAUUUUAAAGAAAAAUUAAGCCAAAUGCACGCAGACAUUAUCAUUACCUUUCUGCUCCUAUUACAGUAAAUGAAGGUGUGGGGUGUAUCUGAAACACAAUGGAGUUUGGGGAUUGACUUUCUGUAUAAUUUUCAUAAGGUAAACGUAUCCUACAUGAUCCUUAUGAUGGGCAAGGUCAUUACCUUGCCCUUUCUUGAACCCCAAGCUCACUGGCCACCCUACCGCAUUUCCUUGGCACUCUGUGCUUAGGGUUAGCAUUGCACUCAGGACUCUAUUUUGAAAUUUCCUAUUUUCUUGUCUCUUUCUCUUACUGGGCAGUGACUUCCCCAGGAGCAGGGAUUAUGUUUUAUUUACUGUCACAGCAGCUAAAACAUACUAAGACUUCAACAAUAUGUUGCUGAAUAAAUAGCUCAAUGAUUGAAUGUUUUCACUUACUUGAUAUACUCUGUGGCCUGUGAGUUUCUACAAAUGACAAAAACACAUUAAGCUACUUUAAGCUAUG
Molecule: messenger RNA, 2482 nt
Organism: Homo sapiens (human)
Lineage: Eukaryota; Metazoa; Chordata; Mammalia; Primates; Hominidae
Gene: OR4D10
Product: olfactory receptor family 4 subfamily D member 10
Exons: 3
Coding region: 551-1486 (311 amino acids)
Biological process (GO): G protein-coupled receptor signaling pathway; detection of chemical stimulus involved in sensory perception of smell
Cellular component (GO): membrane; plasma membrane
Molecular function (GO): olfactory receptor activity; G protein-coupled receptor activity
Source: RefSeq, marked validated